Fomitopsis serialis is the source of this 1925-nucleotide messenger RNA. Its product is annotated as magnesium transporter NIPA-domain-containing protein. Gene Ontology annotation, biological process: magnesium ion transport. Gene Ontology annotation, cellular component: membrane. The record is from RefSeq and is a predicted model, not a curated record. The coding region runs from base 369 to 1583 and encodes 404 amino acids. The transcript has 8 exons. Gene Ontology annotation, molecular function: magnesium ion transmembrane transporter activity. Lineage: Eukaryota; Fungi; Basidiomycota; Agaricomycetes; Polyporales; Fomitopsidaceae.
CUGGCGGUCUCGAGCAAGUCUCGAGCUCUACGGCAAUGAGAUUGACACAAAUACACGAACGAUCUGCACAACUGCGAGUGGAUCUGUGACAGACAAGUGACAGUCACAUCGCUUCACUGGACGGCGUGACAAUGGUCACGCAGACGCUCGCUGCGGUGCUCAUGCGCUUUCCCAGCUCGUCCACCUCCUCCAACGCUUCAAAGCUUCACAGCCGAGUCCCUGGUUCAAGGGCCUUGUAGACGACGCUGGCACGACAGACGAUACCCCGUUGUACACUUACGACUCCGACUCGGUCAUUAGACACCUACCUGGCCCUACCUCCAUAACAUUCCACUCCUUUACACGCCUAGACUCCGCUGCAAGUUAAAAUGGUGGAUGACAAGUACAUAGGGCUCAUACUCGCCGUGUCGAGCUCGCUCGCCAUCGGAACCAGCUUCAUCAUCACGAAAAAGGGCCUAAACGACGCAAGUAGUCGAUCCACGUAUGCACAGGCCUCGGACGACUAUGCAUAUCUCAGAAGUCCAAUAUGGUGGGCAGGCAUAUCAACAUUCGCCAAUUUUGCUGCGUACACAUUUGCCCCGCCAAUAUUGGUCACGCCAUUAGGUGCACUCAGCGUUAUCAUCGGCGCCGUCUUGGCAUCCUUCCUACUGAAUGAAGAGCUCGGUCACCUUGGGCGUGUCGGCUGCGCGCUAUGUCUGCUCGGCUCCCUCAUCAUUGUGCUGCAUGCACCAGAAGACAAGGAAAUCAAGACGGUGGACGAAAUCUUGCAUUACGCUAUGCAGCCCGGCUUCCUGAUGUACUGCUUCACUGUCCUGGUGUUCAGCGUAGUGAUGAUCUGGGCGGUUGUCCCUAAGUAUGGGCGGUCGAAUCCGCUUGUGUACAUCUCCAUAUGCUCGGUCGUCGGCUCGGUGUCUGUCAUGGCGAUCAAGGGGUUCGGUGUCGCGGUCAAGCUCACAUUCGCGGGGAACAACCAGUUUACACAUCUAAGCACCUACGUGUUCGGCAUCACCGUGGCGGGCUGCAUCCUCGUGCAAAUGAACUACUUCAACAAGGCGCUGGAUACGUUCUCGACAAACGUCGUGAACCCCAUGUACUACGUCGGCUUCUCCACAGCGACCAUCGUCGCUUCUGUCAUCCUAUUCCAGGGCUUCAACACCGAUGACCCAGCGAAUUCAAUAUCCCUUCUUGCCGGCUUCAUCACCACCUUCCUUGGUGUCCACUUGCUCGAGAUCUCGCGGAAACCCGAGUCGCUGCCCACCGUCGCCAAUGGCCAUGGACACUCCGCGCUCGAGAGCGGGAUAAUGAAUCCCCGCCUAAGCAUCCAAGGCCGCGUGUCUCUCGACGGGUGGGGUGGCGCGGCAGGGCUCCGCGGGCUGCGCUCCGCGACGCUGUUCGACGCGUACGACGUGGAGGACGAAAUCACGGACAACGUCGGGCUGACGCGGCUGCCGGAAGUGGUGGGCGAGGACGAGGACGAUGACGAGCUGGAGCAUGCGGACGAACGGACUCAUUUGCGCUAUCACCACGACGAGCGGCGGCAUGGCUCGGGGAGCCCCGGCAGCCGACACGCGUCGCCGCGGUGACAUGCCUGUCUGACUGUGUUUAGUUGUAUAGCUCUCUUGGUUGCGGACUAAAACUUACUAUAUACAACUACUACUCGUGUGUACUUUGGGGACUUAUCUAUGAGCUCUUGGAUGCGUCCACGCACAUGUUUUGACCAACCAGUACUUAGCGUUUUCCUCACUGUCACAUUGAAUCGGUUGUCUUCGACUCUCCUGCACGUACUUAUAAUUGGUUUGGCUGCAGGGUCGCGGCGUGCUUUCGACCACACUUGACUCGUGUGCCUGUCCGACUGUUGAGCUCACUGGCGGACCAGUCUCAAAACGCUACAUAUAUAUUCUGCUCAGAUCUCGAUCAAUCUGGAA